AUGCUUUUUUGUCCGUAUUGUGCGAAUAAUCUGACGAUAGGUGAUAGAGAGGACAGUAAUGAUAAAUGCUGGAUAUGUCCAACGUGUCCUUAUCAAUAUAUCAUUGAACGACAAAUAUCGAUGCGAACGCAUCUGAAGCGAAAAGAAGUAGACGACGUAUUAGGUGGGAAAGAAGCAUGGGCAAAUGUAGAUAAGAUCGAUGCUGCUUGCCCUAAAUGCGAUUACAGAAAAGCAUAUUUCCGUCAAUUACAAAUCAGAUCAGCGGAUGAACCUAUGACGACUUUCUACAAAUGCGUGGAUUGUGCUCAUCAAUGGCGAGAAGUAAGUAUACUUACGAUAAGUGUGUAG
Molecule: messenger RNA, 348 nt
Organism: Kwoniella shivajii
Lineage: Eukaryota; Fungi; Basidiomycota; Tremellomycetes; Tremellales; Cryptococcaceae
Exons: 5
Coding region: 1-348 (115 amino acids)
Biological process (GO): termination of RNA polymerase III transcription; DNA-templated transcription
Cellular component (GO): RNA polymerase III complex
Molecular function (GO): nucleic acid binding; zinc ion binding
Source: RefSeq, a predicted model, not a curated record